Ostertagia ostertagi is the source of this 315-nucleotide messenger RNA. The record is from the annotation of a GenBank genome assembly. Lineage: Eukaryota; Metazoa; Nematoda; Chromadorea; Rhabditida; Trichostrongylidae.
AUGUCGAUCGGCCUGUCAUCUCCAGCGCGAUACUCGCUAAGCUACGUUGAUUCGCUACUCACCGAUUUCACUCAGUAUCCACAGAAAUCUAUUCAAUUUGUUUUUCAGUUUUUCUUUCGAAAUAUCGUGGGAAAAUCGUUGCUGAAGAUUGUUAAAUUUGCUACCGAAGAACAACCAAGUCGAAGCGUUCUUGAGCUAGCCGGCGCUAGGCACAUCUUCAACGCGCUAACCGAUCGCGUCAGCGCGGAGCUUCAGGACGCUGAAGCCAGUAACGAUAGUCAACUUCCUCUACUUGUUCAAUCGGUCUCGUCAAAG